CUUCCGUUUGCUGGUGCGUUUCCCCCCGCCGACGCAGCGCUGCACCUUCCCGCACUCCCACGCGACCGCCGUGACGUUUGUCUUCCGCCCAAAACACCCCAAUCUGAUCCUGCCAUGGGAAGCCCACCCGCCGAGGCUGUCGAGCUGAAGAACAAGGGCAACGAUGCCUUCAAGAAGCAGGAUUGGCCCACCGCCGUCGACUUCUACACAAAGGCCAUCGAAACCUACGACCAGGAGCCCUCGUUCUACACCAACCGCGCCCAGGCCAAUAUCAAGCUUGAAGCAUACGGAUAUGCUGUAGCAGAUGCAGACAAGGCCAUUGCCCUCGACCCCACCAACGUCAAAGCUUAUUACCGACGUGCGUCCGCUAAUACAGCCAUCUUGCACCACAAAGAUGCUGUUCGCGACUGGAAGCUGGUGGUCAAGAAUGCGCCCCACGACUCGACCGCCAAACUCCGCUUGGAACAGUGCAACAAGAUCGUUAAGCGCGAUGCUUUCCUCAAAGCCAUCGAAGUCGAAGACGCCCCGUCAGCCGCCGAAGGUCUGGAUCUCGACAACAUGAUCGUAGACCCAUCCUACGACGGUGCCAAGCUGGGUAACGAGAUGACGUUGGAAUUUGUCGAAGAUAUGAUUGAGCGUUUCAAGAACGGCAAGAAGCUGGCCCGCAAAUACGUCUUCCAGAUAAUAAUAACCGUCAUGGAGCUUGUCAAGAAGGAGCCUACCAUGGUAGAAGUCGAUGUGGAACAAGGCCAGGAAAUCACCGUAUGCGGUGACACCCACGGCCAAUAUUUCGACCUCAUGGAAAUCUUCCGCCUUGCCGGCAAACCUUCGGAAAAGCACAUGUUCCUGUUCAACGGCGACUUUGUCGACCGAGGUUCUUGGUCUACUGAGAUUGCGCUCCUGCUGUACGCAUACAAAUGGCUGUACCCUUCCAAGUUUUUCCUCAACCGCGGCAACCACGAGACGGACGACAUGAACAGAAUGUACGGGUUCGAAGGAGAGUGCAGAGCAAAGUACAACGAGCGAGUGUUCAAGCUCUUUUCCGAAUCCUUCUCCGCGUUGCCUCUCGCGACGCUGAUUGGCAAGAAAUACUUUGUUCUUCACGGAGGGCUUUUCUCGGACGACAACAUCAGCUUGGACGAUGUGCGGAAACUGAAUCGCUUCAAGCAAAGGCAGCCAGGCCAGGCAGGUCUCAUGAUGGAGAUGCUGUGGACAGACCCGCAGACACAGCCAGGUCGAGGGCCCAGCAAGCGUGGUGUCGGCCUGCAAUUUGGACCCGAUGUAACGAAGCGCUUCUGCGAGAAGAACAAUCUCGAGGCCAUCAUUCGCUCACACGAAGUUCGCAUGGAUGGUUACGAGGUCGAGCACGAUGGAAAAUGCAUCACUGUUUUCUCAGCACCCCACUAUUGUGAUAGUACCGGCAACAAGGGAGCUUUCAUCAAGAUAGGACCCGAGUACAAGCUCAACUUCACGCAAUUUGAUGCUGUGCCGCACCCAGACAUCAAGCCCAUGGCAUACGCAUCGAAUGGCCUUCAAGGCAUGAUUUGA
Periconia digitata is the source of this 1548-nucleotide messenger RNA. Lineage: Eukaryota; Fungi; Ascomycota; Dothideomycetes; Pleosporales; Periconiaceae. The record is from the annotation of a GenBank genome assembly.